Pedinophyceae sp. YPF-701 is the source of this 3198-nucleotide messenger RNA. The record is from the annotation of a GenBank genome assembly. NCBI's taxonomy places the organism in Eukaryota, Viridiplantae, Chlorophyta, Pedinophyceae.
AUGCCUGCCCUGAGCAGCAGGAAUGCAGGCGGCGCGCGCGCGCCCGCCGCGUGCACGGCCGGCGAAGCCCGGGCGCCGCACCAGCCUUCAGACGUUGAGCGGCGCCUGUGCGACCACAUCCAACAAACCCCCACCAUCACCCCCUACAACGCCAACCAGACCCACAACAACGGCUGGCUCAACGACCUGGCGCACCUCAUCGCCGUCAGCGCACGCGAGGGCCUGGACGUGGUCCCCGCAGGCAAGAAUACCGCCGCGACGCGCGCGUUCCGCAAAGUCUUCGAGGGUUUCGCGGCCCAGGGCGACAGAGUCGCGCCCGUCGUCGCAGCCAACGUCCUCGCGGCCAUCAAGGUCGCCGCCCUGGCCGCGGAUUGGGCCGCCAAGGGAGUUGAGAGACCCAGCGAAACCGCGGCACUCCUCCGGACGAUGCUGCAGCAAGAGGCGAACGACAGGUACCUGUCGCUCGGCGCCCGGUCGGCCGCGUACACCUUCGGGGAGUGGCACGCGGCCGGCGACGACUCAGCGCGGCAGUCGGAGAAGCUGGCUCCGCUUGCGCAGGCAAUCCUGGACGCAGUGGUGGAGGUGGGCUCGCGAACGCGCCACGGCAAGUGCCGCCUCGCGUCUGCGGCGGCGAUGGCGCUGGACGCGCUCGGCGUCCUUGCGGCGCACAACUACCAGCCGGCGUUCGAGGUGGCGUGUUUGGAGGCUGCGGAGUCGCUGGGGACGCUGCUGGCGCGGCACGUGCAGGCGCGGGCGAGACAGGGGAAGCCGUGCGAGCUCGGAGACGACUGCGACGCCGCGUCGAUCGGCCUGUAUAUUGAGCUGAUGCAGGGGCACGGCGCCUGCUUCCACGCGGAGGUGGAGGAGCUGCCAGGAGCGCUGCGGGCUGCGCUUGGACCACCUGACGUGGAUGACGGCGGCGGCGUGGCUGACGGCGGCGGCGUGGCUGACGAUGGGGAGGAGGACGCUGGCGCGGCACCAGAGGACGCCGCGGAGACCGCGGACGGCGCGACGAGCCUGGGGGCGCUAGUGCGCCGCGCACGGGAGCUGCAGGCGUGGGUCGAGCCAGGCGGCGGGGAGCACAUGAAGCAAGCCAUCGCGACCACGCUGCACGUGUGCGACCUCGCGCCGGCCCCUCGAGCGGUGCUCUCUCUCUCGUCCGACAGCAACGUCUGCGCGCUGCUCCGCGACAUUGUGGUCGCUCACGAGGCGCUGGCGCGCGUGUUCGGGAACGGCGCGACGGUCGAGGGCAGGAUCUGCGAAUAUAGCGGCGGGACGGCAUUGCUGCUGCACGCGGCCGCGACGCAGGCCGCAGCGUGCACGGGAGCGGCCUUCCGCGCCCACCUGCGCCAGAUUCGCCAGACGCGCCCGGCGCCGGACGAGCAGCUCCAGUGCGGCUGGAUUCGCAUGCUGGUCCACCUCGUGCCGGCGCUCGCGCCGGCCGCGGUCAGGGCCGGCCUGCACCCGCAGCAGUCGGUCGCGUGGAACCUCGCGGCGUGCGUCCUCGGCAGUCGAGGGUUCGUGGUGCCGCAGGACGCGCAGACCUGGGCCGCGCCGAGCGUCGCGGAACACGUGCAGCGGUACGCGCCGCCGGGCUGCGAGAACAUCGCGGCGAGGACCGCGGAGAUGAUCUGCGUGGUUGCGGGGGCGCCGCCGGGCCACCUGGGCGGGCGGGCGUCGGCGAUCUUCGCCGAGCUUGUCCGCGAGGGGCUUUUGCACGCCAGCGCCAGCGUCGAGGCACCGCGGCGCGCGAAGCUGCGAGCGCGCGCUGCGCCGUCGGCGUUGGCGGAGUGUCUCUGCGCGUUCGCGCGGGCUGUGCCCGCCGGCGACGGAUCAGGGGCCACGGUUGUCGACCCUGACACCGCCGCAGCGGUACGGGGCCUGGCGGAGGUGUUCGGGGAGGCGCGUCAGCAGGCCGCGGCGGACGACGUGUGCCGGGCGCUGCGGGCGUUGCAGCGCAUGCCUUGCGUGGUCGACGCGGAGAUGUGGACGCUGGACGUGGUGGCGAUGGUGGAGGAGGUGUGCGGGCGCGCGAGCACGGACGAGAUCGCUACGGCGGUGGAUGCGUUGUGGGUGCUCGCGCAGGCGGUGCCGCGCGCGACGCGACGUCCGGCGGGCGCGGUGAGCGCGGCGGCGAGCGCGCUCGUGGCGCGGGCGGGCCGCACGGCGCGAGAGGCCGCGCACGCGGUGGACGUGGCGCUGGCGGCGGCCCAGAAGCUGCAGGACGACGCGGCGUCGGCAGCGGCGAUGGAGGGCGCUGUGUUCGAGCUGGUGCAGCGCGCGGGGGAGUGCGGGGACGCGGACGAGGCGCGCGCAGCAGGGAUGAUGUACGCGAUAGGUCAGGCGCUGCAUCUCGCGGCGGCGGCGCAGCGCCCGCACGGGCGGCAGGCAGUGGAAAAGGCAGCGCAGGCGGCGUGUGCGCUGUCCGGCGUGGCGUGCGCGGGUGGCGCGGCGGUCGACGCGGCGCGGAGCGCCUGGGGGCUGAUGCGGGUGCUGGAGGUGUUCGACGCCGCGAGGGACCCCGCGACGGCGAUGCAGAUGUGGGAACGCGCUGUCGACGUGCUGCGGCGCAUGGAGCGCGCCACGUGGGCCAGCGAGACCACCGCGACGGUGUCGCUUGCGCUGUGGGCCGUCGGGAAGAUGGCUGAGCUGGCGGUGGACCUCGGUUUGUCCUCCGUGCCGCCCGACAGCCUGGACGCGGUGGCGAAGAUGCUCCUGCACACGCUGGCCGGCGCGCAGGACAGCGCGUCGCCGCACACGCUGCAGACCGCGCAGUGGGCCGUGGAGCACGUCGCGCGGGCCAAGGCGGCGACCGGGGCCGCGCAGAGCCUCCACUGCGACACCGCGGCCUGCGUGGACGGCGCUUCCGGCGCGCAGACUGGUGGUACGAUGUGGGGCGCUGACGAGGCUGCAGCGAUGUACGGAGCCUGCGCGACGCCGACGCUGCUCCCUGCCAGCCACGCAGCCUGCGGGACGCCCGCCACGCUGCCCGACGGCACGGCGUCCGGCGGGAGCCGGGUUCGCCUGCCGGAGCACGACAGGUCGGAGGGCGCUGUUCCCGCGGAGGCUCUGACGGCGGCGCUGCACGGGGUCCCGGAGAGCUUGAUUGCCGACUUUGGGUCCCUUCUGAGCGCUUGCGGGCCCUCGACGGGCGAGGAGGAGGUGUGGGGGCCGCUCGGCGUGGGCCUCGGAGCGUGA